AUAUUGAUUGGGCCCAACCAAGCCACCAAGGUCACACAAAUUAACCUCGAUGUAUCAGAGCCAGUUCUAGACAUCAUCAACUCCAACACUGAAGAGCGGGUAUAUGUCCUCACAAGCACCAAGGUUUACCUUAUAAACACCAAUCAUUGUGAGGGUAGACAGUCAUGUGACCAGUGUGUUGAUGGGAUUGACCCCUUGUGUGGCUGGUGUGUCAUGGAGAACAGUUGCACCCUGAAGGAACCUUGUUCAGCCUCUGCUUUUACACCAAGUUGGCUGCCAGCGACUGAGAAUACCUGCUUGAACAUAUCUGAUGUGGAUCCAAGCGUUAUCAGUUACCAGGCUCUACAAGAGUCCGCCAGUAAUGACAAGUUAUUGAAGUUCUCACUCGAGUCAGUUCUCCUGACCUCAUCCAAAGACCUCGACCUUGGCUGCAUGUAUAAAUCUGGGGACAUGCAGCACCGUACUCCUGCGUCCAUUUCAAAUGAUCGCCAUAUCACCUGCCCACUUCCCCAAGUGGGCAAACUUGCCAAAAUACCCCAGGGUAAGGAUCAUGAACAAGUUUCUGUACAUUUCCAUGUUAAAGGCAGAUCAAUUGUGACUAGGAGUGUCUCCAUCUACAACUGCAGUGCUCACACAUCAUGUGAAAGCUGCGCAAAAAGUACGUUUGACUGCAAGUGGUGCUAUGCUACUGGGAGAUGCGUAGAACCUCGGGUUGGAUGUGCACAUCCAGACGGAAGCACCGCAACCUGGAUAGAUGCCGCAGACAGCUGCCCUAAAAUCUGGUCACAGUCCAAAGAUUCGGGGAUACUUGUCCAUUCUGGUCAGGAGAAGCAGAUUGCUGUUCGUGUCAUGAAUGCACAGGAUGGCCAGACUUCGAAUGUGAAAUGCGCCUUUACCCAUUCUGGGAAAGUUAAAAUUGUUGAUGCCACCAUAACUUCAUCCAGUUUGACUUGUAAUUCUCUUCAGUUCAGCUUUGAUGGGGACAGUCCAUAUGCGAUUGCAGAUUUCAGAGUGACGUGGGGACCACUGAAUUUACCCCUUGAUAACCCUAGUGGAAUUCAAGUGCGUAUAUACAAGUGCCAACAGAUGGUGAGCUACUGUGGCCAGUGCCUCUCUAUGGACGAGGAGUAUGAGUGUGGCUGGUGCCAGGGCUCCUGUGGGGACACUAAAAAGUGUGAAGGAAAAUGUAUGCUACAGAAACAUUGCUCCAGCAACUGGCUGGAUCGAACGGCGACUUGCCCAAACCCACAGAUAACUAGAUUCAGUCCCACGACUGGUCCAAUCAAAGGCUCCACUUUGGUCACAGUUACCGGGAUAAAUCUGGGGAAACGCUACACUGACAUCAGUGCAGAAGUGGCUGGUAAGCCAUGCAGUGUCAAGCCAGAUCAUUACCAGCCUGCCACCAGGUUUGUGUGUGAAGCAGGACAAGUAGACGUUGAAAGCAGUGGUGUCAUCUCUGUGACUGUAGAUGGACAGUAUACUGCGAAAUCUGAUUCCGAGUUUGUCUUUGUGGAUCCAGUAUUGACAUCCCUGAUUCCAAAUUCUGGCCCAGUUUCUGGGGGAAUAGUGGUGACCUUGAUUGGAGAUCACCUUGACUCAGGAAGUGAUGUCACUGUCAAAAUGGCUAGUGGCCUGUGCCAAGUUGUAAAGCAAAACAAAACUGCUUUGGAAUGCAGAGUACCAGCCCUGACCAGCAAAACUGUCAGUGAGAAAAUUGAAGUCACCUUUGGGGGAUAUAGAAAGGAAGUUCCUGAGGCAUUCACUUACAAACCAGAUCCCACAAUUUCCAUGAUUGAACCACUGAAAACAAUUCUGAGUGGUGGUACAUCUAUAACAGUGAGAGGAGAUGGCCUGAACCUCAUUCAGAAACCAGAGUUUGUUACUACAUAUGGAGGAAUGUUCUUUAGAGAGGGUUGUGAAGUAAUGAGUGUGAACAUCAUGGAAUGCAGGGUCCCAGCGAUCAACUCACAAAAUAUCAACAUCACCGAGACAAGUCCACUGGAAGUACACUACUCGUUCAAAAUGGCCAACAUAACAUCUUUGAGAAAUAUUUCCCAUAAUGCCACCUUCGGACCACUGAUGUAUUACCCAGAUCCUAGUGUAGCAUAUUUUGAAGAGGAAGACAGGACUAAGACAUUUCAUGAGGCUGAUUUACUCUCAAUACAGGGCCGUUUCCGAAUGGUGAAUGUACUGAUGGCUAGUGUACGAGUGUUUGUGGGAGAUGAACCUUGUAGCGAGACUUCUGCCAGUGAUUUGGCUAUCACCUGCAAGCCACCUACAAGUACACCUAAAGGAACAGACGCCUCAGGAAAGGCACCUGUAACUGUGACAAUUGGCAAUAUGAGAUCAGUACCUGGCUACCUGCGCUACUUCCUGCCCAGCGAGAGCAGCAGACCAAUCACUUUAGGAGUAGUUCUCGGAGUUGUAUUGCCCAUACUGUUCAUUGUUGUACUGCUGACUAUUUGUAACUUCAUUCCUGAUGUCUUGAAAGAUUACGAGGGGAAAAAGGAGGGAGAAGACGAGGAGGAAUUGAUUGGCAUGGAUAAUAUUCCUGUCAAAGUGGACAUGAAUGGAGGAGGACAAGCAGACAGGAACUCCGAUUCUACUCCGUAUAUUAACGAACUCCUGGCAAAGUUUGAGGAGCCAGCACUGAAGCAAAGCAUGGCAGCAGCUCUCAUUUCCAGACGAAGAUUAGAUAUUGGAGACUUGAUAGGGAAAGGUUAUUACGGUGCAGUCUACAAGGCACUUUAUACACACUCUGAUUCUGACAAGCAGGCAGAAGUAGCAGUUAAAACAUUGCAGGCACGCCGGUCUGAAGCCGAGGCUUUGCAGCAGUUCCUACAAGAUGUUGCCUUGGUACGGGACUUGUCCCAUCCUCAUUUACUGCGGGUUGUGGGCGCUGUCAUCAGUUCCAGUGAUGAUCCCAUCGUUGUGAUGCCUUUCAUGGCUACAGAAGAUUUGGGAUCAUAUAUUAGAGAACCCGCCAAGACAUUAAGCCUGGUUGACCUUUUGACCUAUUGCCACCAAAUAGCAGAUGCCAUGGCAUACUUGGAGAAUCUCAAGAUUGUACAUAGAAAUCUGGCAGCUAGGAAUUGUAUCAUUUUAGAAGAAGACAGCAAAGAACCAUCCAUAAAGCUGACUGAUUAUGUAGUCACAGCAAGCCUUUUCCCUAAAGAGUUCUAUAAUGGAGACGAUGGAGUGUCUGAAUUAGUUCGAUGGAUGGCACCAGAAACUGUUGAAGAUUUCACCUUCUCUUCACAUUCUGAUGUUUGGUCAUAUGCAGUUGUAAUGUGGGAGGUGCUUACACGAGGUGUUGAACCAUAUCCUAACACGCAAGCUGCUGUUGUGGUUUCCCUUGUCAAGGAGGGAAAGAGACUGCCAAAGCCAAAACACUGUCCAGAGACUGUAUACCAGAUUAUGUUGAGGUGUUGGACAAAGUCUCCUGAAAGUCGACCAACCUUUGUACAGUUGCUGGAACAAUUAAAGCCUUAUGUUGCCUCCGGAGACCGGAAUGGUGGAGAAAAGUCACAGCUUGUGACUUCCCCAGUGGAUGUAGGAGGAAGUGAUGAAUACAAACAGCUGUCCGGCUGA
This is a messenger RNA of Candidula unifasciata, 3591 nucleotides long. NCBI's taxonomy places the organism in Eukaryota, Metazoa, Mollusca, Gastropoda, Stylommatophora, Geomitridae. The record is from the annotation of a GenBank genome assembly.